GGGAGGAAUACGUAACUUUUAGUACAACAGACUCCACAACCUCUAAAACCCUAAAAACUCGUCCCCUCCACAUAUCGUGCCUCUUCCGCCCUUCUCAGUUUCUUGCGGGCUUAAAGUUUUGCAUACAUAAAGAAACUGAUUUUUUCUUCUUCCGUCAAGAUGCCGACGAUCAGCGAUGGUAUCACUAAAGCUGAAAAGAAGAGCAAGAACAGAGACCACAAGCGAAAGCUCGAAGACCCAGAGCCUGAACUCGUUGUAGAAUCCAAAAAGGACAAGAAAAAGAAGAAAGAAAAGGUCGAACCCCCCCAAGAAAUUGUAAAUGGAAACGAAAUCCUGAAUGGGUCAGACGAGUUGAGCGAGAAGAAGAAGAAGAAGAAAAAGAAACAAAAGAAAGAGGAAGAAGAAGAAGGAAUUAAGAACAAUGGCGGUGAAGUGGAGGAGGUUAGAGAAACCGAAGAUAAUGUUGUGGUCUCUGGUAAAGAUAUUAAUGAUUCAAAGUACAAAGCUUUGAGUUCCUUUUCAGAAUCUAAACUUUCUGAAGAAUUGCUAGAGUGUUGCAAGAAUUUCAGUAAGCCUUCGCCAAUUCAAUCGAAUUCGUGGCCUUUUCUUUUACAUGGUCGUGAUUUUAUUGGCAUUGCUAAAACUGGUUCAGGGAAGACACUGGCCUUUGGAAUACCUGCCAUGAAUCAUAUUUUGAACAAGAGGAAAAACAAACCAACCAAGAAAGUGACUCCACUUUGCCUUGUACUUUCACCCACAAGGGAACUUGCUCAACAGAUUUUUGACGUUCUAUCUGAAGCUGGGAAACCCAGUGGGGUUCGAUCGGUUUGUGUGUAUGGAGGAACUUCUAAAGGACCCCAAAUUUCUGCUCUAAAAUCUGGCAUGGAUAUUGUUGUUGGAACUCCUGGUCGUUUGAAAGACUUAAUAGAAAUGGGAGUAUGCCAGCUACAAGAGGUCUCUUUUGUGGUACUAGAUGAAGCUGAUCGAAUGCUUGAUAUGGGAUUUGAACCAGAAGUUCGUUCUAUUCUUAGCAAAACAAGUUCUGUUCGCCAAGUUGUAAUGUUCAGUGCAACAUGGCCCUUAGCUGUGAAUCAACUCGCUCAGGAAUUUAUGGAUCCAAAUCCUGUGAAGGUUGUUGUAGGUUCAGAGGAUUUAGCUGCAAACCAUGAUGUCAUGCAGAUUGUGGAGGUUUUGGAAGAUCGAGCACGUGAUGAACGUUUAGUUACAUUGCUAGAGAAAUACCACAAGUCAAGAAGGAACAGAGUACUGGUUUUUGUUUUGUACAAGAAGGAAGCAUCCAGAGUUGAGAGUAUGUUGCAAAGAAGGGGUUGGAAGGUUGUUUCCAUAAGUGGUGACAAACAACAAAGGGCACGUACCGAAGCACUUGCUUUAUUCAAGGAUGGUAGCUCUCCACUCUUGAUCGCAACCGAUGUGGCUGCUCGAGGUCUGGAUAUUCCAGAUGUUGAAGUUGUAAUAAAUUACAGCUUCCCAUUGACCACAGAGGAUUAUGUCCACAGAAUUGGGAGAACAGGACGUGCUGGCAAGAAGGGCGUUGCACAUACCUUCUUUAUGAAGGAGAAUAAGGCACUUUCUGGGGAGCUGAUAAAUGUGCUUAGAGAAGCGGGACAGAAUGUACCUGCUAACCUUUUGAACUUUGGGACUCAUGUCAAGAAAAAGGAAUCGAAGCUGUAUGGAGCCCAUUUCAAAGAGAUAUCUGCAGAUGCACCUAAAGCCACGAAGAUUACAUUUGACUCUGAUGAAGAUUGAUUCAGAUUUUUGACCAAAAACCAAGUGUUCUUAAUAUAUUUUCUCAUUCGAAUGUUUCCUUUUCUUAUUUAUUUAUUAUGUUAGAGUUAUAGUUGGAUAAAUAUGAUGAAAACUGCGACAUUACUAUCAGCUUAUAGUGUAUUUAUAUGAUCUGAUUAUUUAUGCAA
Messenger RNA from Lactuca sativa (garden lettuce), 1934 nucleotides. It is a transcript of the gene STRS1, whose product is annotated as DEA(D/H)-box RNA helicase family protein. The record is from RefSeq and is a predicted model, not a curated record. Gene Ontology annotation, molecular function: RNA helicase activity; nucleic acid binding; ATP binding. NCBI's taxonomy places the organism in Eukaryota, Viridiplantae, Streptophyta, Magnoliopsida, Asterales, Asteraceae.